GCCUCCGGCUGGCGAGACCCCCGGGUCUGGUGCUGCCCCUCAUCCCAGCACACUCUGCACCGGAGCCCUUUGGGGGUGACAUCUGGAUUUAAACCUGCACUUGUGUGCUUCCCAGUGAGAAAAAACUUGGGAUCAGGAGAAGACUCCACGCUUAAGGAGACAGCGACAGCAGCAAGCAGCAAAAUGGAGUCCUUGUCCUACAGUGGAGAUUUGUCCAACAUCUUCUACCUUUACAACUACACCUAUGACUACAGCACAGCCAUGCCUGACACUGCUAUUUCAUCCUCUCCGUGCCGGCCUGAAAGCUCUGUCCUCAACAAGUACCUGGUGGUGGUGAUCUACUGCCUCGUCUUCAUCCUCAGUGUGGUGGGGAACGGGCUGGUGGUGCUGGUGGUGACCUCCAUCCACACCAGCCGCUCCGUCACCGACGUCUACCUGCUCAACCUGGCCGUGGCAGACCUGCUCUUCGCUUUGACCCUGCCACUUUGGGCAGCCUACCGAGCCCACGAGUGGGUCUUUGGCACUGUGAUGUGCAAAGCCAUCUCCGUGCUGCAGGAAGCCAACUUCUACAGUGGCAUCCUUCUGCUGGCCUGCAUCAGCGUGGACCGCUACCUGGCCAUUGUCUAUGCCACACGGGCUGCCACUGAGAAGAGGCACUGGGUGAAGUUUGUCUGCUUGGCCAUCUGGGUCUUCUCCACGCUGCUCUCCCUGCCCGUGCUGCUCUUCCGUGAGGCUUUCCACUCACCCAACAACGGCACCGUGUGCUACGAGCGCAUCAGUGGCGAGGAGACGGCCAAGUGGCGGGUAGUGCUGCGGAUCCUGCCGCAGACAUUCGGCUUUGUCUUGCCCCUGCUGGUGAUGCUCUUCUGCUAUGGCGUCACCAUCCACACCCUCCUGCAGACCAAGAACGCUCAGAAGCAGCGGGCCAUGAAGGUCAUCUUCGCUGUGGUGCUGGUGUUCCUCAUCUGCUGGCUGCCCUACAACAUCACACUGGUGAGCGACACCCUCAUGAGGACGCGGGCCAUUGCCGAGACCUGUGAGAGGAGGAACCGCAUCGACACAGCCCUCUCCGUCACACAGGUCCUGGGCUUUGCCCACAGCUGCAUCAACCCUAUCAUCUACGCCUUCAUCGGUCAAAAGUUUCGCAACAGCUUCCUCAAGAUCCUGGCGCAGCGUGGGCUGAUCAGCAAGGAUGCUGUUGCCCGCUACGGCCGCGCCUCCUAUGCCUCCACCUCUGGCAAUACAUCCACCACCCUCUGAGCUCUUCUGGGACCCAGCCCUUGUGGGCACCAGCAGGUCCCAGCACCCCACACACCUCAGCAUCCUCAUCCAGCCCCCUGGAAUGUGGGUGGUGAUGCCAUGGGGAUGGGCAAGGCCACCACUGGAGGCUGGACCCCAACUGGAAGGGGGCUUGGGUGCAAGGUGGUAGGACCUCAUUGCCAGGGGAGCGAUGUCAAGUGUCCACCCUGCCCUCUCUCUGGGACAAAGCCUGUGACCCUGUGGAUUCUGUG
Messenger RNA from Onychostruthus taczanowskii (white-rumped snowfinch), 1511 nucleotides. RefSeq names its product C-X-C chemokine receptor type 2-like. The transcript is spliced from 2 exons. Gene Ontology annotation, molecular function: C-X-C chemokine receptor activity. Gene Ontology annotation, biological process: neutrophil chemotaxis; G protein-coupled receptor signaling pathway; immune response. Gene Ontology annotation, cellular component: membrane. The coding region runs from base 184 to 1260 and encodes 358 amino acids. The record is from RefSeq and is a predicted model, not a curated record. Lineage: Eukaryota; Metazoa; Chordata; Aves; Passeriformes; Passeridae.